UUGAAAGGUGCAUGAAGUUCUUUAGCAAUCCAGAGGGACUAGAAAGGUAGGGACUGCCGCAGCUAAAUGAAAGUGGGUGGGAUGCGGGAGAAUUCCUGCCGCCCUGGCAUUCUGAGCUAUUUUAUUAAGACUGCAUGCAGCCCAGGAGAACUGGCUGUACUCCCUGCUGCAAGCCUAGGACAAGCUGCAUUACACACACUGUAGCUCGGCUCAAGCCUCUUCUAAACUGGAAUACAAUGCAAAGGAUUUCCAGUAUAGCUUUCUGCUGCCCGAAGAGACUCUGAGCAGCGUUCUUGUAACCUUAUGUUUUAGUUUCACUGUGGCGCCAGACUUUCCGCUCAGCAUCAGAAAAGGUCGCAGCUGGAGAUGGGACACUGGACAGGGCGGCCAGUGCUGUGAGGUGGUACGGAACAUUCUCUCUCUCAGGUUAUGGAGGCAGCCUUAUACUCCCGCUGGCAUGACUGGCCAGAAAGGACAUGCCAGUCAUCCUGGUGAGCUGAUUGCUCACGUUAAGCCCUAAUGAUCCAUCCCUUCUGGAGAUUGGGCUGAAGCAUCUACUAGCUGACUUGCCUCCUAUUCCUGCUGUGAUUCCCUCCUUCUACUUGGCGCACCAUGGGCGGAUGCUUCUCCAAACCCAAACCAGAACUGCACUGCUCCCAGGCUCAGCCCCGAAGGCACCGCUGUACACUUUCCAUCUGCCCCCCGGAUCCUCAUGUUGAAGUGAAAAUUGAGGUGGUGCUACCAGAGAAAGAGAGGGCCAAGGAAGAGAUGUCACCCAAUGGGAAAGCCAGUCCACUUGUUUACAAAGUCAAUGGGACUGCCCGGCAUUACCACCUCGAAGAACAUCCCAUCACCAUCAACCCCUACCAGAAUGUGAAGGAUGUAGUGGAAGCCUCCGUGUGCCACGUGAAGGACCUUGAGAAUGGACAGAUGCGAGAAGUAGACCUGGGCUGUGGGAAGGCUCUGCUGAUAAAGGAAAAUGGAGACUACUAUGCAAUGGGACACAAAUGCCCUCACUACGGAGCCCCACUGGUGAAAGGGGUUUUAUCCAAAGGAAGAGUGCGCUGUCCCUGGCAUGGGGCUUGUUUCAGCAUUGGCACUGGUGAUAUAGAGGACUUUCCUGGCUUGGACAGCUUACCCAAAUUCCAGGUGAAAAUCGAGAAGGAGAAGGUGUACAUCCGAGCGAGCAAACAGGCUCUUCUGACGCAAAGAAGGACAAAGGUUAUGGCAAAAUGUAUCUCCCUCAGCAACUACAAUAUCAGUAGCACCAACGUGCUGAUCAUCGGAGCAGGUGCUGCUGGAUUAGUUUGUGCAGAGACCUUAAGACAGGAAGGUUUCUCCGACAGAAUCGUUAUGUGCACAAUGGACAGACACUUACCCUAUGACCGACCCAAGCUAAGUAAGUCAAUGGAUUCCCACUUAGAUCAGAUCACCUUGCGCCCUAAGGAAUUCUUCCGUACAAAUGACAUUGAGGUCCUGACUGAAACACAGGUUGCGGCUGUGGACAUCAAGAACAAGAUAGCUGUGUUCAAGGAUGGAUUUAAGAUGGACUAUAACAAACUGCUGAUAGCAACUGGAAACACGCCCAAAGCCCUUAGCUGUAAAGGCAAAGAAGUCGAGAAUGUUUUCAACAUCCGAACCCCUGAAGAUGCCAACCGGGUAGUGAAACUGGCCAGCAGCAAGAAUGCAGUCAUAGUGGGAGCCUCUUUCCUUGGGAUGGAAGUGGCAGCCUACCUGACAGAGAAGGCCCAUUCUGUAUCUGUGGUUGAGCUGGAAGAAGUGCCUUUCAAGAAGUUCUUUGGGGAGAAGGUUGGCCAAGCUCUCAUGAAGAUGUUUGAAAACAACAGGGUGAAGUUCUACAUGCAGACUGAAGUGUCUGAGCUGCGGGAGCAGGAGGGCAAGCUUAAGGAAGUUGUCCUGAAGAGUGGGAAAGUCCUCCGUGCGGAUGUCUGUGUCAUCGGCAUAGGUGCAAGUCCAGCAACAGGAUUUCUGAAGCAAAGCGGCAUUAACAUUGAUUCCAAAGGCUUCAUUGUCGUCAACAAGAUGAUGCAGACCAACAUCCCAGGAGUUUUUGCGGCUGGUGAUGCUGUCACCUUUCCUCUGGCUUUGCGUAACAACAAGAAGGUGAACAUCCCUCACUGGCAGAUGGCACAUAUGCAUGGCCGCAUAGCAGCUCUGAACAUGCUGGCCCAUGGCACGGAGAUCAGCACAGUCCCGUACCUGUGGACGGCUGUGUUUGGGAAGAGCCUACGAUAUGCAGGCCACGGGGAAGGAUUUGAUGAUGUCGUGUUUCAAGGCGAUUUAGAUGAACUGAAGUUUGUGGCAUUUUACACCAAGAACGAGGAGGUGAUUGCUGUGGCUAGUAUGAACUAUGACCCGAUUGUGUCCAAAGUCGCUGAGGUCAUGGCCUCUGGGAGAGCAAUCAGAAAACGAGAUGUGGAGCUGUUCGUUCGUCAUGGCAAAACUGGAGACAUGUCUUGGUUAACUGGAAAAGGCUCUUAACGUGGAAGGAACUGAUUUCUGCUGAGGCUGCACUUGCCCGAGAGGAGACCGGGAGGACCAGGAGGCUCCGUGGCUAAAUGCAACUCGAGUCAGCUGAACCAUUGCCUCCCUCACACUUUGAAGAAUCCAGCAUCACUGAACCAUUAUGUUCCCAACAACGCCCUCUGUUCACACAGCCGGUGGUUCUGACGCACCAGUGGCAGCCUGCGUACGUGGGCUCUGCAGAGUUUAAAAACCCUAUGGAAACACAAGGAGAACACGGGAUCCCCGAGGAAGCACUGACUUGCCCUGGUCUUCAGAGUCUGAAGCAAGCAUAUGCUCUAGCACCGACAGCUGCAUCUCUCCGCGAGCCCUGCUGGCUGCAGGGACAUGGGGCGAGUAGACUGGAACUUACCGGCACUUUCUUCUGGUAGGGAGGGACCGCCUGCGAAAACAAGGCAAACUAGUCAUCCUGGCCGCAUGGUAAAGUUACCCACCCUGGGACACGUCUGCUCCCCCUAUAAACAAUGUCACAGCCUUUCACUGCACCCCAUGCUCCCGACUUCACCCACAAUACGCACCCAACUAGCCUACCCCUCACCCACUCUCCACUCACAUCCAAGCAUGCCCUCACCAACACCCUGCAUCACCUGCACCAACCCCCUCGCUCUCCCAAGCCACACUCUCCCAGACACCCUAUGGUGCCGCCCUCACACAACUGCUUGCCCCCCCUGCAGCCCCCAACCAGGUUCGCAUUCCACCCACAGUGUCAUCUGCACCUACACAGCUUCAACCACAUCCACGGGCUCCCAUUCAGAUCCUUACCUGCACAGUCCGAGUCAUAUAGCUUCACCUUUAUCCACGCCCUCAGCCCUAAGCACGGCGCUCCUGAGGUACACAGCUCACAGGGGCGAGCCUCCCAGCCCAGGUCGACAGACUGCAGCUUGCGGGGCUAGCACACGAAAAACAGCUGUGUAGACGGUGCUUUGCCGCUGCAGCUUGGACUGAAACUUGGGCUCCUCGACUUCCAGUCCAAGCACUGUCUACACCGCUAUUUUUGGAGCACUGGCCCAGCAAGUAUCCUUGGAAUGUAUAGUCCGACUCCUGGGUUAAUUGCAGUCAGUUGCUCGGUGUUGACGUUCAACUCCCUGUUCUGUAAAGACCCGGGUCUCCCUUUUUCAGUUCUUAAACACGUGGGCUAGGUUCAGUCUUUCCCAGUUCCCCAGGGACCAGUUUUGACCUCACUCAAUGAUGCUGGUGCAACUCCAUUGUUCCAAUGGAGUUACUCCUGAUUUACAUCCAUGUAAGUGAGACCAGAACAAGCCUUGUGAUCUCCAAAAGAUCUCACGUAUAAUUGCGUAUUCCUUUAGCAUCCCAGGGUGAAUAUUAUCAGAUCAUCCUGUUUGGAAUACAGAUCUAGUCAUCUUGGUCUCUUUAACUUGAUUCAUGAUCCAGCCUCAUGAACACUCAUAGACCUUAAGGUCAGAAGGGACCAUUAUGAUGGUCUAGUCUGACCUCCUGCACAACGCAGGCCACAGAAUCUCCCCCACCCACUCCUGUAACAAACCCUUCGCCUAGCUCUGAGUUAUUGACGUCCUCAAAUCGUGGUUUAAAGACCUCAAGGUGCAGAGAAUCCUCCAGCAUUCCCUUCUUCUUUAGUUGUUUUGCAUAAAUCAUCCUGCUGCUGUCAUCCUACCCAGGGGAAACUGAGGCAAAGUAGCUACUGAAGGAGAUUUCUGAGGGUGCCUUGUCAUCUAUCAUUUAUUCUGCUUGUCAUGCAGUGGCAGCGCUAAACCUGCCUUCUCAGGGUCUUGUUUUAUUGUCCCCUUUUAGGAACAAAGGCAUUCCCACGCCACUUCAGCCCUGGGGCCCACGUAGUUUCGCAUUCUGUCUCGGUCAGUACCCACUGCCCAGAGGUUUCAGAGAAAGUUGCUGGAAUCCUGUAAUGGACAGUUUUGAAAUAACCUGCCCCUGAGGAAAAAUUCCUCCUAAAUCCUAUCAGUCCAUCAUACUUUAUGUCCUGAAGCAGGCGAGUUUAUAUCUUACAUAUUAUUUAUCCUGUUUGAUGUAGCUGGUGUUAGUCUUAUUAUCCUUAAGUGUCAAAUCCAUUCUGGAACCCUGAUAAACCCUUGGACUCAGUACUAUUUUGUGGCAGAGAGUUCCCUAGUGAACUGUGGUGGUGUUGUCCCAGGGUGCACUCACGGCUAGUGGCACCUCCUGGCUGUCCUGGGGGUUAGCUCUGGCCAGGCAUAGCGCCCUCCUCUGGUGGUGUCCCUGCUGUCGUCCUCUUGCCCAGCAGACCCCUCUCGCUCCAGGGCCUGCAGCGCCCUCUUCAUGAUUCGGCCCUCCAGCCAGGUCACUCCAUGGUUCCCCCUUCAGUAGGGGGGUUAUCAAAGUCCCUCCAUACACAACGGCAGUCUUUUCUUUACUGCUCUGACCAUGCCACUCUUCCAGUGGCUGGUAGGGGAACCCAGGCCCACCCUCUAUUCUGGGUCCCAGCUCAGGAGUUCUCCAGUCAGCCUGGAAGGCCUGCACUCUCCCACCUUGCUUCUUUUCCCCUGAGCCUUUUCCUACCUUCCCAGCCCCCCGAGUUUGUCAGCCUCCCAACUAGGGUGACCAGAUGUCCCGAUUUUAUAGGGACAGUCCUGAUAUUUGGGGCUUUUUCUUAUAUAGGUGCCAAUUACCCCCAAUCCCCAUCCUGAUUUUUCACACUUGCUGUCUGGUCACCCUACUCCCAACUCCCUCUUCCCGGGGUGUAACUGUAGACUACUUGCCUCUAGCCCCAGAUACACCUCCCUUCUCCAAAGGAGCAACUGCAGACACCUUCCCUGCAGACUCUGUUGCCAGCUUCCUGGCUUAUAUAGCUCCCCACCUGUUUCUGCCCAGUUGAGUCUCUUCUAAUUAAAUCCCUCUUCUCCAAGAGCAGCCUGGGCAGUUAAUUGGCCCACUUAGCCACCUUCACCCCUCCAGGCCUUGUGUAGGGUGGACACCCCAUCACAAUUGUAUACAAAAUAUUCUCUUAGCUUGUGUGACUACGUUGCCCUUCGUUACUUUAUAUAACUGUCAAACGCCCCCUUAUUUGUUGUAUCCUAAACUUUUCAGUCUUUGCUUAGACAGCAAGGCCUCCUAUCAUGGGUAUCACCCAUUUCUAGUCCCUGCUAUUUCUGCUGUAACUAUCGGCAGCGGGCGUAACCAGAACAGAACACAGUCUUUCAGUCAGGGAUGUCCCAAUGACUUACAAAUGGCACCAUCAGCUUUUCAGUAUUCUUGUCCACAGCGCUCUUUGCAGUGAUGCCCAGGUCUCGGUCUCUGUGACUUGACCUUACACAUCCUUCCUGUCACCCUUUCUCUUCCCCUCCCACCCCUUUACUUGCCUCCUGGAAUGAAUCCUUUUCCUUAGUUUUUUAUUCCCUUUGUUUUAAGAUCUUUAACAAGUUUUCUAAGACCCCAGUGCAGCCAUACUGGCUCUUCUCUUCCUUCCCCGCUGCGGCCUUAUCCAGACUAGGAUAAAGGUGUGUUGUUGUUUUUUUUAAAUCAUGUUGGCUAAUGCAUUUUAAUUAAGUGCUAUUUAAAAACUCAUUAGCCACUAAUGGAGAUAGGUUCUAACGCCUUUAAAAUGUGUUAGCUGGUUGUGGCCAAUCUUAGCCCGUUCCAAGAGUUCACGUCAGCCGGCUAACGUGGGAAAAUACCACUUGCCCAGUCUACUCUAGCGUUUUGAGCUGUGUUAGUUCACCCUAUUUUAAAAGCACCUCUUUCUCUGUCUGGACAAGGCCUGGGAUUGGGACCCCCGCCCCCCUAGCGAGUAAGCAGGGGUAGAGGUGAGUCUAGGGAUGAAGGUGUGAGCGUAGGGGGCAGGUGGAAGCCGAGAAGCCCAGGUCCUGCUGCCUCUUCGGCAGAAGGGGGAAAGGCGAGCCGCAGACCCAGGAGCCAGUAGGGUUUUUUCAUGAGGGAAGGAGCAGAGAAGGGGGCAUGGAGUGAAGGGCCGAACCCCAGGCAGAGAGGAGCAGCUCUUUUAAUGGAGGUGGGAAAGGAGGUGAGGGACUCAGCCAUCUGCAGGAGGCGCUGGAAGGCUUCCUGCUCCCAAGAGAGGCAAUAGCCGCGGGAGCAACAAUGGCUGGUCCCUGUCAGCAGGCUAGAGAGCAGCACGAAUUGACUUGGCUGGAGGAGUGGGGUCAGCAGAAACCUGUAGGGAACAUAGAGGCCCCUUGGUGAUGGGGGUGCCUGGAGGCCCCGGGCGCUGUUCAGAAACCCCCUCUUCAGCUUCGGUGCUGCUUCCCAUCUGUGCUGGCCCCACUAAAUGCGAGCCACACCCACCUGCAGGAGUCCCAAGCAGCCACUUGUUCUGCUGGUACUUAAGUUUUCUCCUUUUAGAGCUGUCCCAUUAGAGUGCACUUGAACAGGGAUGCUGGGCUUUUAAGCCCUGUGCAGCCCCUACGGCUCAUUUAACCUUUCGGAGGCUGAGAAAUUUCCUGGCUCCUCUUGAAUUCUCUUUCUCUCCUCCCCUCAAGGUCACUCAAGACCACUCCUCCGCAGGCUGGAGGUAGGAGGGGUCAGUACGGAGCCUUUCGUCUCUGCAGUCUCAUUGCCAGGUUAUUUUCCUGUGUCCUUGGCUGCUUCCUCCACCCUCUGCCUGGAGAACCCACCCGCUUCCUCUUUCGAUUCGCUACCUUCUCCUCCUGAUUUCUACCUCGUAGCUAAUUAUUCUGCUGUGUUCCCCAACAAACUACCUCUCUCAGCUUGUCAAUAACUAAUUAUCCUUUAUCCGGCUUGGGUUCUCCAACUUCCCACAGCAAAUCCAGCUCUGUCUGCCUCUUCCACGUGUUUUCUGGUCUCCUCAGCUGUCUGGCUGGGCCUUCUGCAAAGGGCUCUUGGGUAGAAAGACAAAGAAGCAAAGCAGCCCUUGCCCCUGCUUCCAUGAGCUGUAUGUGCCAGCCCCUUUCCACCUUUGCCCCACACACAGAGACACUCGUUUCUUCUCACACCAAACCUGUCCACAGGAAGUGGAUGUGGAUGCUCAACUCCUUGGGGCAGGAACUGUGGCCAGAAUUAGACCUCUGAAGGGGAAGAUUUUCAACAAGAAAGCAGCGACCUGCCCAUUUACAAGUGAAAGUCCCAUCUGUGCCUUUGAAAAAAACCUCACCUAGGGGCCAAUCGUUAGGCAACAAAUGUUGCCAUUUGUUCUUACUUGCUAUUAAAGAUGGCCAACAUUUUUGAAAUAAAAGGUUUGCCAUUGAAAAAAAAAUAGCCUUUCCCCCCAGGUGAAAUAUGUCAAACGUUGUUAUUGAAAUGGUUUCUUGUCUCUGGAAUUUGGGGAGACAUUUUUAAUUGACAUUUUUAAUCAAUAACUUUUGUUUAUCGAAAAGUCGGGUUUUGGCAAAAACGUAAGGGCAAUAUUGGUUUUGAUAAAAAUGUAGAUAAAACUUUGAUUUGAAACGAUGCACAAAAUUCCUGAAAAACGGAAAAGGUUUCAUUUCAAACCAAAUGAAAUUUGUUAUGAAAUUGUUGCUUCCUUUUUUGACCAGAUCCGUUUGCUGUGUAAAGAAUUGUGCGCUGCUGGCGUGCUAUAUAUAGCAUCAGCCUCAUUAUGCAAAACAGAGCCACCAAGACCUGCUAUGCGGAAGAAGCAAUUAUGUAUGGCCUGGAAAGAGAAUCUAAGCUUAACACGCAAUAAUAUGCAUGGACUAUCUUAUUUAUUGUGAAUGCCAGCAGCACUUUGCAAUGCAUAAUGAAUAGAUCUCUGAGCGGAUUCUCCUGCAGUUACAGACACACAACUGCCAUUGGAUUUAACAGGGACUAGGUGCAAACCAAUGUGAGAGAAUCAGGCCCGGGUCUACAUUAUAUCCCUCCUGACUGUAAUCAGCUGUAGGGCACUCCCAGGAUGCCUUUCUUUCCCUUCCUUCCCUUUUUCCUUUUGUUCCUUUCAGAAUUUUUUAAAUUAGCAAUAAUUAGAAUGAAGCCCCUCCUGAGAGGGUAGUGAGUGACUGUGAACGGUGGGAGGAGCAGGCAGUGGGUGAGGAUCUGUGUGAGAAGGGAGAUGAGACAUUUUCUUAUCUAUUGUUGUCAUCAUCUGUACUGACAAAUGUGCUGAUUGUAGUUGGCUAAUCUUCCUUUCCUCACUGUAGACACUUAUAGGGAGAAUCUGCAUAUUCAUCUAGUGCUCUGCAUGGAUGAAUGUAAAUAUAACCUGAAUAAUAAAGUCCAAGCUUCCAGCUGA
Chrysemys picta bellii (western painted turtle) is the source of this 8695-nucleotide messenger RNA. It is a transcript of the gene AIFM3, whose product is annotated as apoptosis inducing factor mitochondria associated 3. The record is from RefSeq and is a predicted model, not a curated record. NCBI's taxonomy places the organism in Eukaryota, Metazoa, Chordata, Testudines, Emydidae. Gene Ontology annotation, molecular function: oxidoreductase activity, acting on NAD(P)H; flavin adenine dinucleotide binding; 2 iron, 2 sulfur cluster binding. Gene Ontology annotation, biological process: execution phase of apoptosis. Gene Ontology annotation, cellular component: cytoplasm; mitochondrion.